AUGAAGAGCAAAACCAAUUUCCUGUUCCCUCUUGUAGUUUCAAUAUGGCAUCAUUGUCUGAUAUUAUCAGCUACUGCAGAAGUCAAUCUCAAAACUGAUGAAGUUUCUCCUCUUGCUUUGAAAUCCUAUGUUACUUCUGAUACUUUCAAUAUCUUGACAAGCAACUGGACCUCAACUACUUCUGUUUGCAAUUGGAUUGGAGUAACAUGCAGCUCUCGCCAUCAAAGAGUCACAGCCUUGGAUAUAUCCAACAUGGGACUAAUAGGCACCAUCCCUUCUCACUUGGGAAAUUUGUCUUUCCUGGUUUCCCUCGAUAUCAGUAGCAAUGUUUUCCAUGGAAUUCUGCCUCGAGAGUUAGCUAAUUUGUGCAGAUUAGAGUUUUUAAAUGUCACUUCGAAUAAGUUCACUGGACAUAUUCCCUCAUGGUUCUCUCUUUUUCCAAAACUCCAGCACUUGCAUCUGGCGCUUAACAGUUUCACAGGCAUUAUUCCACCGGCCAUUUAUAAUGCUUCCAAGCUUGAGAGUUUAGUGUUGGGAUUUAAUCAAUUACAAGGGGAAAUUCCGAAUGAAAUUGGCUCUGUACCACUUAGCUUGUACAACCACUUAGAACGUUUGGUUCUGACAAACAAUAGUUUGUCGGGGAACCUUCCUGUUGAUAUAUGCUCGAAUCUCCCAGAACUUACGGUGCUUGCACUUUCUGACAAUGAAUUUGAUGGUCAAAUUCCUUUGGGAAUUGACAAGUGCUCAAAGCUUCAAAUUCUGUCAUUGUCAUUCAGCAAGUUCAGUGGAUUGAUACCUAAACAGAUUGGGUAUUUGAAUGAUUUGUCUGUUUUAUAUCUUGAUCGCAAUGACUUGAUUGGUGAAAUUCCAGAAGAGAUUGAAAAUCUCCGUAAUCUAGAGAUAUUGGAUGCACAGAACUGUAGCCUUAGUGGUCCUUUACCAUCUUCAACCUUUAUGGCAACGAGCUCUUUGGCACAAGUGAGAUUCUGA
Messenger RNA from Lycium barbarum (goji berry), 990 nucleotides. Its product is annotated as LRR receptor-like serine/threonine-protein kinase GSO1. The coding region runs from base 1 to 990 and encodes 329 amino acids. The transcript has 3 exons. Gene Ontology annotation, molecular function: protein binding. NCBI's taxonomy places the organism in Eukaryota, Viridiplantae, Streptophyta, Magnoliopsida, Solanales, Solanaceae. The record is from RefSeq and is a predicted model, not a curated record.